AUGUACUCUCACGGAUCCACUAUGCUCUACUUUCUGGUCUAUGUUGAUGAUUUACUUCACACCGGCAAUGAUCAGGCCACCCUCACCUGGUUUCAAGACUUUCUUUCGAGUCGCUUCUCUCUCAAAGAACUUGGGGAUGUCAAUUAUUUCCUAGGCAUCGAGGUUAUUCCUACUUCAACAGGCUAUAUACUCUCUCAACACAAAUACAUGGUCGAUGUUCUACAGAGAUUCCUCAUGACUGAUGCCAAAGCUGUUGACACACCUCUUGCUGCUUCGACAUCUCUCACUCUUCAGGAUUGUUCUCCACCUACUGAUGCCACUCGCUAUCGUCAAGCACUCGGUGCCCUCCAAUAUCUUGUCUCCACCCGCCCAGACAUCGCCUACUCAGUCAACAAGCUCUCCCAAUAUAUGCAUGCUCCAUCCUCGUCUCACUGGCAGUGUGUGAAACGGCUACUACGAUAUGUCUCUGGCACUCUCACUUGUGGCCUAUCUAUUCGUCGCUCCAAUGCACCACUGCGUCUAUCUGCCUUUGCCGACUCUGCCUGGGUAGGAAAUCUUGAUGAUCGCUCCUCCACUUCUGGUUAUCUUGUCUACUUUUGUUCCACCCUCAUAUCCUGGCGGUCUCAAAAACAGCGGACGGUGGCUCGCUCUAUACCGAGGCAUAAUAUUGUGCCAUUGCCCAUGCCACCGCUGAAUUGCAAUGGGUGCAGAAACUUCUCCUUGAGCUACGCCAUCCUCUACCUGCUCCACCUACCAUCUACUCCGACAAUCUCGGCGCCACCUACUUCAGCUCCAAUCCGGUCUUUCAUUCUCGCAUGA
Messenger RNA from Linum trigynum, 819 nucleotides. Lineage: Eukaryota; Viridiplantae; Streptophyta; Magnoliopsida; Malpighiales; Linaceae. The record is from the annotation of a GenBank genome assembly.